This is a messenger RNA of Linum trigynum, 4898 nucleotides long. The record is from the annotation of a GenBank genome assembly. Lineage: Eukaryota; Viridiplantae; Streptophyta; Magnoliopsida; Malpighiales; Linaceae.
UUACUUAUUUGCUGAAUUUUUGCGUGUCAUGCUGAUUGGUGUGAGUAGUUGUGCAUUUGAUGACCUGAGAGAAAUAAGACCUGGCAACCUAUGAUUUAUCUCUUGUAUUACACGAUCAAACUAUGCGGGGAUCAUCGUCGACUCGCUGUGCACGAGAUCGAGUGUUCUCGCUGGGUUGAGCAUGCAUGUAAAUCUUGCUUUUGUCGGUGUAAUGGAGGUAGCCCAGCGUAUGCCAGGGGCCGAAUAUUGGAUUGGGGGAGGCUUUGAUUCUCGCCCCGUGAUUCCGGUUUAGGAUAGGGUCAGUAACCAUUGGUUACUGACCUAUGAGUAACUAAAUCUCGACCUUUAGAUCUAAGUGGGCCCCGAAAAUCUAGAUCUAAGGGCUGUCAAUUAAAGGUAUUUUAUUUUCCCUACUUUUCUUAAUCGGCCCUUAUCUUUUUCGUUCUAACUCAGAUUUCAAUUUUUUUGCAUAGAUGGAACGAGUUCAUUGUGCUCUACAAAAUGAGAUCAAUUUUCAUAAUAUUUCGAGAAUUUUUUUUACCAACUAUAUAUCAUAUGGUAACUUCUUCGUUUUUAAGUUGUUUUUGAAAACGUUUGCUCAGAAGGAACGAGUUCAUCAUGAUCUAUUGGAUCUACAAAUUUCUGGGUGAAAAAAAUAUUGGACAAAAAAUUAUCAUACUUUACCACUAUGGUAUGUGAAUGGUAACUUGUGUUAACUUGUAGUAAACAAUGAUGAAAGUCGUAAAUGACAGUUAGUAUACUCCUACUAUCAUGUAUUCAACUUUUUUACCAUAUUGAUAUGUCCAUACCAUCAUGGUACGCUUUCUUACCAUAUGGUAUUAAAUAGGAGAAUACCAUAUGCUAAUGACUGGUAAAAAAUUAUUCAAUUUUUUUGUACUAAAAAUAUAUCAAAGUGGAUAUCAUUUUAAAGAACAUCUUUAAUCUAAUUUAUCUGUGCAAAAAAAUUUAAAUUUCGACUUAAAACGAGAGAGAAAUUGUCUGUUAAAGAUUAAAUGAAAAAAGAUAAAUGACCUUCUAGGAGAGUGGGGAUACUGAUUCAUGCUGAUAUAAACGGGUUAAACCAUGAGGUUACUGACCUGAUCCGUUCCCCGUGAUUCCGAGCGGGGAUACUGAUUCAUGCCGAUAUAAACGAGUUAAAUCAUGAGAAGGUUACUGACCUGAUCCGUUCCCAUGGUCGGACCACGACCCUCAAAUUCACCGCUAAUAGAUCAUCGAUUCAAAUUGGUAGAAGGAGGAAAAGAAGGUGGGAUUGAACGGCGAAAUGUUUAUUGGUGGGAUUGGAUUUCAAAACUUUAUCAAGAGGUUUUGGAUCCUCAAUAGUCAAUAAUGGUGGAAAAGGAAGGAAGAGAAGAAGCUCCACGCGCGAGAAGAAAACGACAAUUUCUGGGUCAAUUUUUUGGCCAAUUUUUUUUUUAAUUUAGUUGUAAAUUUUAUAUAUUUUUAAUAAUGAUAUCAUAUGUGGUAUGUAAGUAGAAGACGCCUAAUUGCCACUUCAUCUAUGGCCAGACAAACGUUGUCUAUUGUUAGGUCAACACAUAAUUCUAAUGGUCAACACAUAUUUUUGUAACACAAAUAAUGCAGACACCUAAUAUAUAAAUAUGAAUGUAUUUAUUGAAGUUACAUAAUAUAAAUGACACACUCAUUAAAGAUUAGUGUCUUAAGUGGUAUUAGCGCUUAAUUAUUCAAAAAUAUGUGUGGUUCUCAUGACCGCCCAUAAGUCAUGCAUCAUUCUUUCUGCGUUCCAAGAUUAUGUUUUCAUAUAUUAAAAACAAAGUAUCAUAUUGUAACCACUCAAUGAUUGGAAGGAUAAUUAAAAAACUACGAGUUGAAAUGUAAUUUAGUUGCCGCCCAAACCAAACAUUAAUUUCCCCGUCAAUUCACACUUCAAUCUUUCACUUCUUUCUCCUUUCUUAACAAUAUUAUGUUAGUGUUUAUUGCUUAUUAGAUGUUAAUGAGUUGUACUUAUGUUAUACUACAAAAUGAAGUACUUAUGUAGCAAUUCAUUGAAAAUGCUGUUAUUCGGAUGAACUGGAAUUCCGGCACAAAAUGAAGUACUUAUGUGCAAGAUAACGACUGAGUCUGUGAGAUAUGUUUUAGGGUAUCUUGCCGGGAUUUGUAAUUGUAACGAGAGAAGAGGCGUUGUUUGGUGUUUGUAGGUAGGCUGAUCAAAAACCUAAAACUCCUAAGAUAUAAUAUUGCAAUCAACGAAAUUUAUCCAUCUCAUCUCACAACAAUAAAAAGCUAACUCAGAACACAUACAAUUAGCUAGCUACCCGAGAGAGAGAGAGAGAGAGAGAGAGAGAGAGAGAGAGAGAGAGAGAUGGCCAUGCAGGUUGGUCGCUUGGAUGCUCGAAUGACCACAGGGCUGAUUUCGUCGCUAAUUCUAACAAUGGUCAUCACUGCUGAAGCUGCUCUCGAUCCAGUGUGCGCUGCCUCCAACGAAUGGUUUUGUAGUCCGACCGACUUCGAUAGCUUAGACGCGCGGAAUGCAGUAUUAACAGCUUGUUUUGCUUUUGGAAUUUUGGCUUGUAUUGAUUUUCACUUCUUCAAUCAGCUUAUAUGCUGUUGAGUUUGGGUUUACAGAUCAAGGAAAGAAGACAAGCUUGGGACAGAAGAAAGUACAUUCCGAAACAGGAAAAUGAACAAGUACAUUCCGAAACAGGAAAAUGAACAAGUUAACUAGUUUGGGACUCGUUUGGUAAUUUGCCAGAGACUACUUCACUCCAGGUCCGAUGCGUCGUCGUCUUGACUGCUGCUUGAGUUUGCUUUAGUGGAUACAGCCCCGUCUGGGUUACAACGGUCGAUGGAUUUGAAUGUUGGAGCUCUGCCUCCUGCUCUGCUGAUUCUGGUUCCAUUUCAGGCGAAGAAAAACGAAGGUUUUCCUAGAUACCCCCCGCAAGCUGGCGGGCAGAGAUUCAGCACACCAAGCUUGGAGAGAAGGUGAUUAAAGGUCGCCGGAGGAAGAGGUUUGGUGAAGAGAUAUGCCAGCUGAUGCACGGUGGAGAUGUGAAGUACCUUGAUGAUGUUGGAGAUGAUCUUGUCGCGCACAAAAUGGCAGUCAAGCUCAAUGUGUUUCGUCCUUUCAUGGAAGGUUGGAUUUUCGGCGAUGUAGAUUGCAGACUGGUUGUCGCAAUAAAGAAUUGCUGGUUGGGGAUGGCCAAUUUUCAGAUCUUGGAGAAGAUAGAGGAUCCAUUGGAUUUCGCAGCUUGUGUGAGCGAGUGCCCAAUAUUCAGCUUCACAGGAAGAGCGGGAGAUGGUGGUUUGCUUUUUUCUCUUCCAUGAGAUAAGCGAGUCACCCAGCUAGACACGGUACCCUGUUGUUGAUCUCCGAGUGUCAAUGCAAGCAGCCCAGUUAGAGUCACUGAAAGCCUUGAGCUGAAGUGAAGAAGUAGCUGAGAAGAAAAGUCCACUGGAGGGAGCUGAUUUGAGGUAUUUUAGAAUUCUGAGAACUGCUUUGUAGUGGUCUUGGCUUGGAUUAGACAUGAAUUGGCUCACAUGUUGUGUUGCAUAGCUAAUUUCUGGUCUUGUAGUGGUGAGGUAUAUGAGCUUGCCCACGAGUCUUCUGUAUAGAGUGGGAUCUGGAAAGGGAUCAGAAUGUUGAGAUGAUAGGUGAAUCUUGUAAUCCAUUGGUGUAGUGACUGGUUUGCAAUGCAAUAAAUCUGCUUCUUCCAAAAUUUCCAGUGUGUAUUUUCUUUGAGAAAUGUGGAUGCCUUGUUUUGAUCUGGCCACCUCGAUGCCCAGAAAGAAUUUGAGGGGUCCCAAAUCUUUGAUGCCGAAGGCAUUGUGAAGGGACUGUUUGAGACUGGUGAUUUCUUGUAAGUCAGUUCCUCUAAUGACCAAGUCAUCAACAUACACCAGUAUGCAUGUGUAGGAGGAUUUAGUGGCCUUGAAGAAUAACGAAUGAUCCACUUUGCUCGAUUGGUAGCCUUGUGACCUGAGUUUGUCUACUAGUUUAGAGAACCACUGCCUUGAUGCCUGUUUGAGACCAUAGAGUGACUUUUUCAAUAGGCAGACUGGAGAUUUGAAGCCUGCAGGAGGCUUGUAGCCUGGUGGGAGUUUCAUGUAGACUUCCUGGUCAAGGUCCCCAUGUAAAAAGGCAUUGUUCACGUCCAAGUGGUGAACAUGCUAGUUUUGAGCAGCAGCAAUUGCUAAGAACAGUCUAAUGGUUGUCAUUUUGACAACUGGGGCAAAAGUGUCUUGGUAAUCAACUCCUUCUUGUUGGUUGUAGCCUUUGGCUACCAGCCUUGCUUUGAAUCUGUCAAUAGUUCCAUCAGGAUUGAAUUUGAUCCUGAAUACCCAUUUGCAUCCAAUUGCUUUCUUGCAUGCUGGUAGUUCUACAAUUUCCCAUGUCUCAUUAGCAUCAAGAGCAGAAAGUUCUGUAGUGACUGCUGCAUCCCAUUCUGGGAAUUGGAUUGCCUCUUUGUAUGUGUCUGGUUCUUUGUGGGAUGAAAUAGAUAGAACAAAGUGUUUGUGAUUUGAGGAAAGAUUGGAGUAAUUAAGAACAGUUGAGAGUGAGUGCUUGGUACCUUGGAUGUGAUGCUGUGGAAGAUGACUGGUAGAAGGAAGCUGCUGAUUACAAUGGUAGUUUUGUAGGUGAGAGGGUGGUUUAGAGGGUCUAGUUGAUUUUCUAGUUGGCUGGAUUGGUUGUUGUUGUGAUGGUGGUGAUGGUGGGGUUGGAGAAGCGGAUGGUGAGUCAAGGUAUGCAGUAUGAUCAUCCUCAUCACUGUCUGAAGGAAGAUCUGGAGGGUUAGUUGGAGGAGAGUCAUGGGUUAGUGGGGGAUAGUAGGUGGGGGGGAAAUCAUCAAACAGGGUGGGAAGGUAGGGUUGGGAAUUGGCUGGGUUGGGGGAAGUGAUGUUCAUAAAACUGAACAUCCCUA